AAAACGCUGUGCAAAACUGGAUUUCUGUUGAAGGGAGGUGAAGAUUAAAGAGCGGAGUGAAAAGUGACAUUUCUGUAAACCCUGGGCACGCCUGCACUGCAACUCAACAUGCAGAGACCUGUACCUGAAGGGUAAGUCAGCUAGAAAAGAGGAGCCUGAGAAGUUGUUGAACACAUAUUUCCACAACAAGGACACAUACUUCAGUCCUUUCGGCAACAGGAAACACAUGUUGGCUCCUGUUAAUGAUGUCAUGGCAUGGGCAGAGUCAUUCGACCAUCUACUGGAGUGCAAAAGCCAGCUGGUGUUUGAAGACUUCCUGAGGACAGAAUACAGUGAGGAGAACCUUCUAUUUUGGCUGGCCUGUGAAGACUAUAAAAAAAUUACCAGUGUGACAGAAAUGACGGUUGCUGCCAGAAGGAUUUACGCCGAGUUUGUCCAAGUUGAUGCGCCAAGACAGAUAAACAUUGACUGUGUGACGAGAGAAGAAAUCAGUGAAAAUAUCUCUCAACCGGGACCAAAUUGCUUCGACAGGGCACGGAAACUGAUAUAUGGUCUGAUGGAAAACGAUUGUUAUCCACGAUUUCUGAAAUCAGAAAUCUACCAAGCUCACCUGGAACAGGCUGAAAAGCAAUGAAAGCAACGUGGAGAAGUAGCUCGUCCAAUGCCUCUCUCAAUGAUUGACUCUGCACUUCAGAAGUCUCUCCUCAGAAUCUCAGUUUAAACCAAAAGGCCUGUCAGAGGAAACAAAAGUGAGAGGAGAUAUGGAGCUGUUGGUAUGGGGAUCUAAAAGACAAAUAUGAUCUCAAUAAUGUAUUAAGGUUCUUUUGAAGUCUGUUUUUGCUUGGAUUGCUUUAUGUUGCAUAAGGGCCUGCAAAUCACAAAAAGUCUGAAGUCAAGUUUUGACAUUUUUGUUUAUCAUUUGUAGACGCAAAUUAGUACACACCCUUUGAAUAUUUGGACUGUUUAGUUUCUGAUGAGUUAAUUUUUAGAAAGCUACAGUAUACAACAGAAUUGAAUACUCUCCUGUGUAUUAUCAAUUAAAUGUCAAAUGCAACAAAAUUAAACCAAAUACUGUAUUACUUACCUGUAUCACUCAGAUAAACAGUAGAAUACUUGCAAAAAAAUUAAUACAUCCAACAAUUUAGCUCUACUAUCUGAAGAAAAAAAAGUACAGGCCCCACAGUUGGAACUCCAGUCAACAACAGUCAGUACACCUGUCAUUACUGAGAUGAAAAUAGCUGUUUUUCUGUACGUCAUGUCAUUUAUGAUGACAGAUUCAAUCCUCCUUAACCUGCAGGAUACCAGUAUGUUGCACAGAUCUUUGGAGAAAUGUUUUUACACAUUAUUUGCAGGUAUAAGGGGUUGUGUUGCCUUACAUUUCUCUUUAAAAUACCCAAAUGGUGUUACAAGGUCAUUUUUUUCUCUUCUUUCUCGUGUGAUUUUGGCAGUGUGUUUUAGAUCAUUAUCAUGCUGGAAUAUUUUUCUUCUGCAGACUAGGAGUCAUUUUGUCAGCCAGUAAUUUUUUUAUAUGCAAAGUCAUUCGUGAUGUCAUCUAUAAAUGGUAUCUCCCCCAACACCUUGUGCACUCAAGAAACCCCAUAUCAUCACACUCCCACCAGGACUAUACAUUAACUGUGGUUGUCCUGGCCAGGUUCAUACCAAACAUGCUGGACUCCACCUGAGCCAAUAAAUGUAUCUUGGUCUCAUCAGAUAAAAGAAUGUGCUCCCAGUAUUCCUCAGAUAUGUUUUCAUAAUCUUUAGCAAAGUUUCAUUUUGCAAGAUUUAAACCAAAGAGCAAGUAAAGAUGUUUUCCCUUGGAAGUCAUCCAUUGAGGUUCACAUUGUGCAAUGUCCUUCUCACUGUCUGAGCUCUCACUGAACAGUAUUUUUCUGGUAAUCCUGUUUCUUCAGAGCUAGAUUGUUCAAUUAGUGCAUUGUCUGUGGUAUCAUUUUAGUAGGACAGCAACUGUGGCUCUGAUUAGUGGUAUGAUGACUUGUUGUAUACCUCCUGAUGAUGGCAACAAUUGUUUCAGGAUAUGUUAUUGUAUCUUUUUACAUCUUUGUGUGGUCUCACAGUCAGGUUUUUCAUAUGCUCCGUUCCUUUCCAUGUGGAGCCAUGAUGCAGACAUGCAGAUAGACAGAGCCCACAGGUCCAAACCUGAGAAAGCUCUGCUGUUUGUCAGUGCCACUGUGUAACCAUGUACAUGCAAUUAGAUAGACAGACAGACAGACAGACAGAUCGACAAAACUUUUUUGAUCCCGCAGCAGGGAAAUUUUCAAAUUAGACUAAUUGGAGAUCAAAGGGGUACUCACUUUUGUUUUAGUGAUCACAGAUUUUGAAACUUUUGUGUCAGUGAUUACGUGUGUACUACAGUUUCUACUGUAAGGCCUGUGUUUUCAAUGUAGUCUGUGUAAAAUAUUCUCUUUUUGUCAACUUACAGAGAUUGUAAUAAUUGAGAGGUAAUGCAAAUCUGAAUCAUUUGACAUUUAAGUGAUACUGUAAAAGAGUGUACAGAAACUCACAUGUAUACACUACUGUUCAAAAGUUUGGGGUCACUCAGAAAUGUCCUUAUUUUUGAAAGAAAAGCCAUUUUUUUCAAUGAAGGUGACAUUAAAUGAAUCACAAAUACAGUAUAAACAUUGUUAAUGUGGUAAAUGACUAUUUUAGCUGGAAACGGCUGAUUUUUAUUGGAAUAUCUACAUAGAGGUACAGAGGAACAUUUCCAGCAACCAUCACUCCUGUGUUCUAAUGCUACAUUGUGUUAGCUAAUGGUGCUGAAAGGCUAAUUGAUGAUUAGAAAACCCUUGUGCAAUUAUGUUAGCACAUGAAUAAAAGUGUGAGUUUUCAUGGAAAACAUGAAUUGUCUGGGUGACCCCAAAUUUUAUAUCUCUACAUAUAUGUAUAUACAGCAUAUUAACACUGUCAGAUACCUGAGGAAUAAUUUGAGGUUAUUGAUAAGCAGUCAAUCUUUAAUGUGUGAAAUCAUUUCAUUACUUUGUAAAAUUCAGUAGGUUAAUACUUUAUAUGUGAUUGUGCCUCCUCAUUUUUUGUAACAAACCUUCCUUUAUGGUACGAGGAAAGUUACAAAUCUGCUUUUUUUUUUCUUUUUUCUUUUUUUUUUUGCUGCAGUGGGGUCUUCAGACUAUGAUCCAUCAUGCAUAUCAUUAUUUUUAUGAUGGAUGUACAUAAAAGGCAUCCACUAUGUAGAGCUUUUAAAGUGCUUUACAUUUUGCCUCUAAUUCAUCCAUUUACACAUAGAUGGCAGCAAACUACAAUGCAACCUGAUAGUCUGACCAUCAAGGGGCAAUUGGAGCUGAGGAUCAAACUACUAUCAUGUCUUUACUGCACAACGCCUGUAACUUUAAACUGUUGCAUUCUCCUCGGUCAAAAUGUAUUUUAAACAGUAAAUAUUGUGUUCAAAAACUGUC
Messenger RNA from Amphiprion ocellaris (clown anemonefish), 3428 nucleotides. RefSeq names its product regulator of G-protein signaling 21-like. The transcript is spliced from 4 exons. The record is from RefSeq and is a predicted model, not a curated record. Lineage: Eukaryota; Metazoa; Chordata; Actinopteri; Pomacentridae. Bases 227 to 634 code for a protein of 135 amino acids.